Molecule: messenger RNA, 1278 nt
Organism: Fragaria vesca subsp. vesca
Lineage: Eukaryota; Viridiplantae; Streptophyta; Magnoliopsida; Rosales; Rosaceae
Exons: 3
Coding region: 141-1265 (374 amino acids)
Source: RefSeq, a predicted model, not a curated record
CUUUUCCCUCAUCAGCUAGAUUAAUUAGGAGGAAGGAGAUGAACACGUUUGAUCAAGCCCUAAGUUCUUCGCAUCUUUUCCUCUCGAUCUCUUCACUUUCUCGGCCGUGAUCACUUCCAUGAGACGUCGUUGUUAUACACAUGAGGAAGCUUUGUCCGAAUAUUGAUAGAGACGAUGGCCUCGAGACUGUUCUCGAGGUCCCUAUACCGGAAGAGAUGUUCACUAGUAUGGGAAGCAAUGUCACCUUACGGUGGCAAAACAUGCAGACAUGGAUGAAGGCUCAGACCUCCGACAAAUGGUCGGCGCCGGUCAUUGCCGGACGUUUUAAUGAGCUCCGGUUCUUGCUUUACCUUGUAGGCUCUCCUCUUAUCCCUCUUCAAGUUCAGUUGGGUCAUACCGUUCACCGUCCAGUUAGAGAUUCUUCAAUUCAAGCUUCAACUGCCAAGUACAUUGUGCAACAGUACACAGCGGCGACGGGAGGCCAAGCGGCAUUGAACGCAGUAACCAGCAUGUGUGUUACCGGGCAGGUUAAGAUUAGUGCAUCAGAAUUUCACCAAGGGGACCUGAGCCUCGAGGUGAAAAAGAGCGCCGCCGAGAGUGGUGGAUUUUUGCUUUGGCAAAAGAAUCCAGACUUGUGGUGCUUAGAGCUUGUUGUGUCUGGCUGCAAGGUCAUAUGUGGAAGCAAUGGCAAGCUUUCUUGGCGGCAUUCCUCUAACCAACAAACUCCCAUCUCACAAGGUCCUCCUAGACCCUUGCGUCGUUUUCUCCAGGGUUUGGACCCAAGAGCCACGGCACUUCUAUUCGCAGAUGCAAUGUGCAUCGGCGAGAAGAUCAUCAACAAUGACGACUGCUUCAUACUCAAGCUGGAAACAAGUCCGGCGAUUCGCGAGCAACAAAGGGGUCCAAACUAUGAGAUAAUCCACCACACAAUAUGGGGAUACUUCAGCCAACGUUCUGGUCUCCUUGUACAAUUCGAGGACUCAAGGCUACUUAGGAUGACCAACAAGGGAGACGACACAGAUGUGUUCUGGGAAACCAGCACUGAGUCUUUCAUACAAGACUAUAAGUACGUUGAAGGACUCAACAUUGCGCACAGCGGAAAAACACGAGUCAAGGUUUUCAGAUAUGGCGAGCAGUCUGCAAACCACAAGAGGGAGAUGGAAGAAACGUGGAAGAUUCAUGAGGUGGAUUUUAACAUAUGGGGUUUGACUGCUGAGAGCUUUCUGCCUCCUGCUGAUAUAGAUAAGAAGAAGCAGGACAGUUGAUUCAUGCAUCAUC